Spinacia oleracea (spinach) is the source of this 1596-nucleotide messenger RNA. Its product is annotated as F-box protein At5g49610. Gene Ontology annotation, molecular function: protein binding. The record is from RefSeq and is a predicted model, not a curated record. Lineage: Eukaryota; Viridiplantae; Streptophyta; Magnoliopsida; Caryophyllales; Amaranthaceae. The transcript has a single exon. Bases 303 to 1394 code for a protein of 363 amino acids.
UCCAGUCAACGUGCAACAUAUUCUCUCAGAUAGAUAGAACCUGAACUCUUCCUGUUCUUCUUAGAAGACGCUUUCUUUGAUCAUCAUUCUUCUCAUUAAAGUUUCCAAAAUCAAAUUCACUCAAACCCCAUUUGACAUUUUGAUGAAUAUUAAAAACCCCAUCAUCAAAUCCCAGCUCACAACUUUUCUUCAUUGGUAAGCAAUUUUCUCCCUUUUUUACAUAUUGGGGGAAAAGAAUAAUUUUUCUGGGUAUAAUUGUUGAUAUUUCCCCCAAUUAUUUGAUUUAUUUUUGCAAUUAGAAGAUGAAUUCAAGCCAUUCAAGAAAUGGGUUUUUCCCCGAUGAAGUAAUUCUUCAGAUUCUAGCAAGAUUGCCCAUAAAAUCCGUGUUCAGAUUCAGGACUGUGUGUAAAUAUUGGUACCAAUUGCUAUCUGAAAGGUACUUUGUUCAUAUAUAUAAUGAAAUGUCAGCUAAAAGUUCAAUGAUUUUGGUUGAAAUCAAUGAGAUUUCAGAGCCUAAAACUAGCUUGAUUUGUGUUGAUUAUUCAAGGGGUGUGUCUGAAUUUCCAUUGGAUUUUCUGAAAGAUAGGGUUAAAGUUAGAGCCUCAUGUAACGGGUUGUUAUGCUGUUCAAGUAUUCCUGAUAAGGGUGUGUUUUAUGUGUGUAAUCCUAUAACUAGGGAGUAUAAAUUGCUCCCCAAAAGUAGGGAGAGGCCAAUCACUAGGUUUUAUCCAGACGGCGAGGCGACUCUGGUUGGUAUAGCAUGUGAUUUGUAUGAUAGUAGCAAAUUCAGUGUUGUGUUGGCCGGGUAUCAUCGGCCGUUUGGUUAUAGUCCUACUAAGACGUUCAUAUGUAUGGUAUAUAAUUCGAAGACAAACAAAUGGAGGAAGUUUGUGACUUUACAGGAGGAACAUUUCACCCAAAUGAACAGAAAUCAGGUUGUAUUUGUGAAUGGAAUGCUACAUUGGUUGACAGUGAGUUAUUCAUGUAUACUAGUAUUAGAUUUGGAGAGUGAUGUUUGGAGAAAGAUUUAUUUGCCUGAUGAAAUGAAUCAUGGGAAAGGAAAUAGGAUGUAUUUGUUGGAAUCAUAUGGUUGUUUGUCUGUGGUUCAGAUUUCUGAGGCUUCAAUGGAUGUAUGGGUGAUGGAGAACUAUGAGAAACAAAUAUGGAGAAUGGUUGAUAAGGUGAGUCUUAGAUGUAUUAGAGGAUUGGCUCCGGGAGUUUUCCCUAUAAGUCAGACGGGUGAUUGUGUUUUCCUAGCUACCCACAAACAGGUGCUGGUCUACAAUAGGAGCACUGCUGUUUGGAAAGAAAUGUAUUCGGUGAAGAGCAACUCAACACUUCCUCUGUGGUUCUCUGCAUAUGCAUUUCGGAGUACAAUAUUUUCUUUUCAAUAAGGGAGCAAGAUCAGGUGAAUAUCUGUACAUAAAAACUACUUGUAUAACUCAUGUAUUAUUAUGCAUAUAGAUAAAUUUGGUAGUAGUCUCCUUGUUGUUUGUAUUGUACCUGUGUGAAUAUAAUUUAAACAGGAUAGUUGCAACAGUUUUCUUGUAAGUUUGGUUUUAUUAUCUUAAUGUUACGUUUUUGUCAUUUUCAUGA